AACAAAGUGGGAAGACUUUGAUAGUCUUUACAAUAAUUGUGGGGGAGUACAUAGCUCCGUUCAACUUCUCCCCCCUUGAACCAGCUCCUUCUUCCUCCAAUGUUGCUCCCAGUUUGGCCGGGUCUCAAUUUCUGGUACAUCCUCGGGAUCAUCUCGUCACCAUCAUGGUUCUUCUCACUUUUGGCGAUGGAUUUCUUCAAGAAAACCAGUGGCUUCGUUUCCACCUUCCUGAUUCUGACACUCGUACUUCUAUGGUCUGCCGUUAACUUCGUUGUUUCAAAGCUCUAUUUUUCAUUGCUGAGAAAUCCAAACACCGAUCGUUUCUUCCGCGACUACCUCCGUGCCGGAAAAACUUUCGGCUACGCCCUUCUGUACUUUGGCAAUGUCGGUCUCUACUACUUCUCCGAGAAAUCCGUUGCUUCCAUUCUCGCUUUCCUCUUCCUCGCCUUUUACUGUCUCUGCACUCUCUUCUGCAUCCAACCGUAUACUGACUUUGGAGUUCUAGAGUUCCUCCUCGGCGCGAGUCUGAAUCAAACAUUGAGUCUUUUCGGGCUCCGUUCAUCAUACUCGUGGCUCGUUAUAAUUUCAUGUAUUGUUACAGCUGGGAUCCGUUACCAUCUAGAACCGGUGCAUCCUCCGGGAUCAGAAGAAAUUAGCGAUGAAGAUCAACUCGAUUCAGGGCAAUUACUUCCCAUUACUAGUAUAAAAGAAGACCCCCCUCCGCCAAGUGUGUUGAAAGGAAAGGCCUCUGGUGGUGUCUUGAGGUUGAGGCUGAAGAAGGUUAAGGUUCUUGGCCGGUUGGUUCCCGGCUGCCGGAAAAGGAUGUUAUCGGUGAUUUUGGAAGAAGCGACGGAUUAUGUUGCUGCCUUAGAGAUGCAGGUUAGAGCCAUGGGUGCUCUCACCGACCUGCUAGCGCCUAGCCGUUUGCGAUCCUAAUUCAUAAGUCUGCUUCCCUGAUUUCCACAGCUGUACGUCUAAUGUAUAAGCAGUUUCCCAUCUUCUCGUGUAAAUCGGCUUGUUUGGUUAUGGACACUUUCCUUUUCCCGUACGUGGUGGGUUACCACAUGGGAUAAGGUUUUCUUUUUGCUCAAUAUAUUAUAGAGGAGAUGGCGAUUGCAUAA
Messenger RNA from Rhododendron vialii, 1121 nucleotides. RefSeq lists its product as uncharacterized. The coding region runs from base 100 to 936 and encodes 278 amino acids. The transcript is spliced from 2 exons. Lineage: Eukaryota; Viridiplantae; Streptophyta; Magnoliopsida; Ericales; Ericaceae. The record is from RefSeq and is a predicted model, not a curated record. Gene Ontology annotation, biological process: regulation of DNA-templated transcription.